CGCUUCUUAUACCUUCAAACCCAUUUCUCCUAAUCCCUUCCUUCUUCACAACACUCCCUUUGUAACUCUUAUUACAUGCCUCAUUCUUCAUCUAUGUUAAGAAAAGCUUUUAAAUAACCAAUACUAGUAAUAACUUCCUUUAUAAAAAAGUUUUCUUUAAAGAAAAAUGGUGAGAUCUUGCUCUUCCAAAUCAAAGAAUCCCUGGACAGAUGAAGAUAACGCCUCCCAGAAGUUUGCCUUUGCAUCUUCCUCCAAGAACGGAUCCACUCCUAAGAAAAUAGGACUUAGGAGAUGUGGGAAGAGCUGCAGAGUGAGAAAGACUGAUAACGCAGGAGCUAAGCAUGAGAGCUUCACUCCUGAAGAAGAAGAUCUUAUCAUCAAGAUGCACGCAGCAAUGGGAAGCAGGUUAUGGCCACUUAUUGCACAACAUCUACCAGGAAAGACAGAAGAAGAAGUGAAGAUGGUUUGGAACUCAAAACUAAAGAAGAAACUGUCCCAAAUGGGAAUAGAUCAUGUCACUCACCGUCCUUUCUCUCAUGUGCUUGCUGAAUACGGCAACAUCAACGGUGGUGGUGGUGGUACCCUAAACCCUAAUCCCAUGAACCAAACCGGAUCUCUUGGACCUAAUCCCUCCCUCAACGAAGAUUCUCAUCAACAACAACAACAACAAUCUAAUGAUUCAGGAGAUCUCAUGUUUCACCUACAAGCAAUCAAGCUUAUGACCGAGUCAUCAAACCAAGUCAAGCCCGAGUCUACGUUUAUGUACGCCUCUUCCUCUUCUUCUAACUCCUCUCCUCCGUUGUUCUCUUCAACUUGUUCUACCAUAGCUCAGGAGAAUUCGGAGGUUAACUUCACCUGGUCUGACUUUCUUCUUGACCAAGAAACCUUUAAUGAAAACCAACAGAACUAUCCUGAUCAAGAAUUAGACAACUUGUUUGGUAAUGAGUUCUCUGAGGCAGAGGCUGUAGCUACAGUGGCUAAUACAUCAGCUCCAGAUGCUCGAAUCGAAGAAGAGUCUCUAAGCAAUGGGUUCGUUGAGUCGAUUAUAGCUAAAGAAAAAGAGUUGUUCUUGGGGUUUCCAAGCUAUUUGGAUCAGCCUUUUCAUUUCUAGUUUAUUUUUCUUCCUCUUCUCAAGUCUCAACUACUAAAUAAAGAAACAAUGUAAUAAAGAGACAGUUGCUUUAUUAUAAUGGAGAAGCAAAAAAUAGAGAAAGAGAUGAAUCUUAUUAAUGUUAUUUUGGGUUCAAGAAAUCUUUUUAAUGUUGAUUUUUUCAUUACCUAUUAUCAUACAUAGUGUAUAUGAUUAUUGCUAUAAAAUCUAAAUGAGGAAAGAUAAUUUCAAAAAACAUAAAUGAAAAGAUUCAAAGAGCAAACUUGGACUUGAGAUUGUUCACAGUUGCAUCAUCAAUCCUAACUCCUAUUUUGACUUUUCUCUUUUACUAUUUUACUCAAUUUUCUUAAGACAUUAGAUCUAAUGUUUCAUAGCUGAGUGAUACUAGUCAUUAUGAUCCUAUGAUUUCUAUCCAAUCUAACCUGUCUCUUUCAAAGGAUGAAAUAUCGAAUCUCCAUCCAACACUUCACUCUCUUAGCCAUUAUGAUCAAUCAGAGACUUCUUCAUAAAUCGAACAGACCAUCUUGGACUAUUCUGAGCUGCGUCACAAAGUGGAAUCCCAAAGAAUCUAUUGCUUACCUCCUUUGGCAAAACUCGGUGUUCUAUAUCAUCAACUGACUACUGAGUCCCCUGAGGCGCCUUUCGUGUUAAAAAUCUUCAUUCUCUGACAGUUCUGAGUACUAAGAUACGAGACAAGUCCAAGGUUCUUUGAUUGAAUGAGACUCUAGGAGAGGGGCUAGGAACACCAAAGAAAGAGUGGUUAUAAUUUUUGAGGUCGAAGAACUUAACGAAUUGGUUAGAGAAGAAAGCGAGAUGGUCCCAUUCAAGGAUAGCAUAGAUUAAGAAGUGUGGGAAUGUUCCAAGUUGUUGUCCUAUGAACUUCUUGACAUUAUUGUGAUUGCAAAAUGCUUAUCAUGAAGAUAGAAGCAACCACAGAGAGAGCAAGAGUUGAGAACAUGAUCUGGAAAGGUGACAUGAAGGUUUGAGAUGGUGGCAGAGAAGAAAAACAGGAGGUUAUGUUAUGCCCACCAUUAUUACUUAUGUUCCUAUUUUUGGAAUGGAAAAUUUUUGAACCAAGGUUGAAACCCAAAACUGGCAAAUUUAGAAUGGUUUAUAAAGACUUAUUUUCUGAUUCUUUUUAUUUUUCAGAGAUAUCUGUUGAAGCACAUAUAGACUUUUUAACUACACCCAAGUCCUAACUAUCAUCUAUAAGAAAACAAAAAUCCAUCAAAAAAAAGUCAGAGUGGAACAUUACAUUAUUUAUGGAAUUAAAGGUGAUCCUGAUAAGAUAUUCGAUGAACCACAUACAUACAUUUUAGCUUAUCCCAAAAGAUAAGAUAUAGAAAGCCCCACAAAUCACCAACCAACCAUUGAUUGAGAUGGGCCACAUGAGAGUCACAACUUCUUUUAACUUACAUACCACAAAACAAACCACACACACAGAGCAGAGUUUUACAAACAAUACAAAACAUAGAUGAUGAA
This is a messenger RNA of Brassica oleracea var. oleracea, 2593 nucleotides long. Its product is annotated as transcription factor MYB35. The coding region runs from base 167 to 1111 and encodes 314 amino acids. NCBI's taxonomy places the organism in Eukaryota, Viridiplantae, Streptophyta, Magnoliopsida, Brassicales, Brassicaceae. The transcript is spliced from 3 exons. The record is from RefSeq and is a predicted model, not a curated record.